Herpailurus yagouaroundi (jaguarundi) is the source of this 2483-nucleotide messenger RNA. RefSeq names its product melanocortin 3 receptor (gene MC3R). Gene Ontology annotation, cellular component: membrane. The transcript has a single exon. Gene Ontology annotation, molecular function: melanocortin receptor activity. Bases 73 to 1044 code for a protein of 323 amino acids. The record is from RefSeq and is a predicted model, not a curated record. Gene Ontology annotation, biological process: G protein-coupled receptor signaling pathway. Lineage: Eukaryota; Metazoa; Chordata; Mammalia; Carnivora; Felidae.
GCCAGCAGCAGCAGCAGCAGCAGCCUCUGGACGUCGCUGGAGCCCCCGCUCGGAUCAGCCCGUCUGUUAGCAAUGAAUGCCUCGUGCUGCCUGCCGUCUGUGCACCCAACGCUGCCCAACGGCUCCGAGCACCCCGCCAGCCCUGCCUUCGGCAACCAGAGCGGCAGCGGGUUCUGCGAGCAGGUCUUCAUCAAGCCCGAGGUCUUCCUGGCGCUGGGCAUCGUCAGCCUGCUGGAAAACAUCCUGGUCAUCCUGGCUGUGGUCAAGAACGGCAACCUGCACUCGCCCAUGUACUUCUUCCUCUGCAGCCUGGCGGCGGCGGACAUGCUGGUGAGCGUGUCCAACGCCCUGGAGACCGUCAUGAUCGCCGUCGUCAACAGCAACUCCCUGGCCCUCGGGGACCGGCUCAUCCAGCACAUGGACAACGUCUUCGACUCCCUGAUCUGCAUCUCGCUGGUAGCUUCCAUCUGCAACCUCCUGGCCAUCGCCGUGGACAGGUACGUCACCAUCUUCUACGCGCUCCGCUACCACAGCAUCAUGACCGCACGGAAGGCCCUCGCCUGGAUCGCGGCCAUCUGGGUGAGCUGCGGGGUCUGUGGCGUGGUGUUCAUCAUCUACUCCGAGAGCAAGAUGGUCAUCGUGUGCCUCAUCACCAUGUUCUUCGCCAUGCUGCUCCUCAUGGGCGCCCUCUACGUGCACAUGUUCCUCUUCGCCCGGCUGCACGUCCAGCGCAUCGCGGCACUGCCGCCCGCCGACGGGGCGGCCCCGCCACAGCACUCGUGCAUGAAGGGGGCUGUGACCAUCACCAUCCUGCUGGGGGUGUUCAUCUGCUGCUGGGCCCCCUUCUUCCUCCACCUCGUCCUCAUCAUCACCUGCCCCACCAACCCCUACUGCGUCUGUUACACCGCCCACUUCAACACCUACCUGGUCCUCAUCAUGUGCAACUCCAUCAUCGACCCGCUCAUCUACGCCUUCCGGAGCCUGGAGCUGCGUACCACCUUUAAGGAGAUUCUCUGCAGCUGCAAUGGCAUGAACCUGGGCUAGGGCGCCGGGACCCUGGACGCGCACAUGGGUUCGGUCACUGUUGGCCCUGCGCCCGGCCAAGGUGUUUAGAAGGAAAAAAAAAAAAAGAAGAAGAAAUACUCGGAAGACACAAAAUCUGCCAACAGCCACGAUCGCCCAUGCCUCUUUGCUUUUACCCCUGCAAAGCCUUUUGCAGACAGACGUGGUAUGUGACAGGCUUUCCGAAAGGAUUCUAAAGUGGGUAAGUCACUGAUUUCCCAAAGAGGCCCCAGCAGAACGCAGGGAGGGUGCUGCCCGUAUUCAUUUCCGAGCACCUGGGGUCCGGAAUGCCCACCUCCCUCACCAGCUUCCUCCCCAUGUCUCCCUGCCACCAGCCAGACCGGACAGAAGGACUCUCGUUGACUCUAAGAGGGGUUCCGAUGUCUCCCAAGCAAACCUGUCUCAGUUCUGGCUGUCAGCUGCUCGGAUGGCCUCGCCGGUAUUUCAUAAGAGACUGAGCAUUUGUUCUAUCACUGUUUCCAGUAAAAACAGUUUCCUAAAAACACUGAGCUCUGUGUCAAAGAAGCGAUGCUAUGUAUGCCCCUCUUCUUGACCCCCAGACCAGGCUCCCCAAGAAAACUAGCAAGGGGAUGUAACCCACUUCUAUUUUGGCUGCUGCUUUGUUGGGGGGUUCUUAUGCACUGAGUCGAAGGCAGCUUUCACAAUCCUAAGGAAAGACAGAUACAGUGCUUUUGCAAAAUCAACACAUACCUAUGUACAAAGUAUUUUGAUACCUUGCUAUUAAGGUAUAAUUUUCCCUAUUUAAAAAAAAUCUUCAUUUCCUAUUACUCCUUUUCCAUCAUUAAAGCAAGAGAGGGAAUCACGGAUUGGGGGCAUGGGCAUGCAUCUCAAGAAAUUGCUUCACGGUAGCUUUGGAGUGUUUCAGAAACCGUGGAAAUGCACGGGGCUUUCUUGGAAUCUCUGCUUUGGCUCGUAGCAGCUGUGUCUCUAUCACACGGCUUCCUGCAUGCUACCCUAUGAAAGGGAAACUUCUUGGUUCACUGCUCCUUUUGUCCAACACGCUGUAAAAGCGGGGGCGACCCCGAUGUCCGUGCCUGUACCUUACCAGCGCAGCAAUUCAAUCCUGUGAGCACUGGGCGAGCUUUGCUGACCGGUACUGUCUCUACGUGCCAUACAUCACUGCGUGCUGGCCACACCGGUCAGACCCUUUCCCGCCCUAGACGGCUUCAGGUUGUAAUUUCUGGCUGUCCUCACACUGCCCCCACCAAUGGAUUCCUAUAAUAUGCCGUGUCUUUGGUGCACAAUCGUGUAUUUUUCUCAUGCUGGAAUAUACUGUGGGUUUUUGGUUUUUGUUUUUGUGUUUUGUACUUGAAGACAUCCUGCUAAUAUAAGCAACAUCGUGGGGCUCUCGCUUUGAUUGUGAUGUUUGGAAACAAUAAAAGGCUUCUGUGGCUGCUAAA